CAGACUUUCGUCAGUGUUACAGCUCUUUUAGAAUUUGUCUAGUAGGUUUUCCGGUGUUUGCCGGGAAGCCCUCGUUUUCUGUUUGCGAAAGAAAUUGCAUUUGUAAAGAAAAAGGACGCGUGUUUGUUCGUAACUCGCCGGGCUCGUAGGUAGAAGCUGAGUUUUGUUUUGCUUCCGCCCUGCAAGCCCGGUAGCUGGGAACAAAUUUCGCUUAGCUCCGACUGUGGAUGCUGACGCGCUGCACUCGGGGGCUGGGAGCUAACGCGUGGCUUCCGGGGUUGGCUUGUUGCUUUCUCUCGCUGAGUUUGCGGGAGGAUUGCUUUUGGAAGCUACUUCUGCAGCCCCUGCGGGGCGCCCCAUGGCGUCCGGCCCCGCGCAACCUGCGGCCUUGAGCGCCGAACAAGCUAAGGGCACCUCCUUCCCCCUUCGGCACCCCUAUGCCCCUGGCAUCGGCAUUGCCAGUGGUCCUAGCUGAAGUCAUCCAGGCUUUCGCGGCCCCGGAGAACGCGGUGCGCAUGGAGGAGGCUCGAGACAAUGCUUGCAACGACAUGGGCAAGAUGCUGCAGUUCGUGCUCCCGGUGGCCACGCAGAUCCAGCAGGAGGUCCUCAAAGCCUACGGCUUCAGCUGCGACGGGGAAGGGGUCCUGAAGUUUGCCCGCCUGGUGAAGUCGUAUGAGGCCCAGGAUCCUGAGAUUGCCAGCUUAUCCGGAAAGCUGAAGGCCUUGUUUCUGCCGCCCAUGACUCUGCCCCCACAUGGGCCUGGAUUAGGGGGCAGCGUGGCAGCCUCUUGAGGGAGAACCUGUGUUAGGGAGAUGUGCCAGUCAUCCUGGAGCUCUUGUACCUGCAGCUGUCCCCAGAGGAGAAUAAACAUUGCUGUUUCUUGGACUGGCAAUUUCUUGGGCUUGCCCACUUCCAUGGUUUCUACAUUUUACAAACAAACAAAAAAAAACCCAACCAAACUGUCCAAAUGAUCUGACUUUCUCCCUGUUCAAUCCCUAUUCCCCAGCACAUAUUAAAUUCAAUUCAGUAUUCAAA
Messenger RNA from Monodelphis domestica (gray short-tailed opossum), 1035 nucleotides. RefSeq names its product chromosome 8 C12orf57 homolog (gene C8H12orf57). The record is from RefSeq and is a predicted model, not a curated record. Lineage: Eukaryota; Metazoa; Chordata; Mammalia; Didelphimorphia; Didelphidae. Gene Ontology annotation, biological process: post-embryonic development.